Molecule: messenger RNA, 1589 nt
Organism: Lolium rigidum
Lineage: Eukaryota; Viridiplantae; Streptophyta; Magnoliopsida; Poales; Poaceae
Product: SAP30-binding protein
Exons: 8
Coding region: 135-1415 (426 amino acids)
Biological process (GO): regulation of DNA-templated transcription
Cellular component (GO): nucleus
Source: RefSeq, a predicted model, not a curated record
AAUUCCUUGAUUCGUUUCACGAACUCGGAAGAAAUUAUUGGCAAAUUCCGUCCACCUUCUUCCUCCCCGCGCCCUAGCCUCCGCAUCCGCCCCCAAAUUCGACCCUCCCUUCCACAUCCCCGUCCUCCCCACCCAUGGCGUCCGACACCGAGGGCAUAGCCGCGCUCUUCUCCAUGUACAACGACGACGACGAGGACGACGCCGACGAGCCCGGGCCCCCUUCCCCGCCCGCCGCGGCAGCCUCCCCGUCCACGUCACCUCGGAGCGGAGGCGAGGGCUCCAACCCUAACCCUUCGCCGGAGCACUCGUCCCGUUCCCUCCCCCCCGAGGAGCACGCCGCCCGCAAAACCCUAGCGAGCCCCCAGCUCUCGCCGCCGCCUUUCGCGGUGUCGUCCCCCUCCCCACCUCGCCCCCCGCUGGCCGCCCAGCCGCCGCCCGGCCUCCCGCGCCCCCCACGCCGCGGGGCGCUCGCUAUCGUGGACUACGCGCACGACGAGAUGGCGAUGUCGCCCGACCAGGAGGAUGGGGAAAUCAUGACUGACAUCGGCGGUUUGGGCUCGGACCCUCAGGAUUCCGAGGGGAAUCUUGAGGAAAGAGUUCUCUCAGGUACAGUUCAUAUUCUGACCCCAAAUAUACUAUCAGAGACAUCUCAGCAUUCUGAUGCACCUGAGCAGAACCUGGGAGAUGUUGCAAUGGAUGCAACUGAAACCGAAACUGAAGAUACUAGGGUGGAGGAAGCUUCUGAUAUUUCUCCCAAUGUUCAGAAUGAUGAUCCGUUGAGCCGCUUCCUUCCUCCAGCCGUCACUACAAAGUGUUCUGUAGCAUUACAGCAAAAGAUUAACAAGUUCCUUGCAUACAAAAGGUCAGGAAAGAGCUUUAAUGCUGAAGUACGCAACAGAAAGGAUUACAGAAAUCCUGACUUCUUGCAGCAUGCUGUGCGGUACCAGGAAAUCGACCAGAUAGGGACCUGCUUCAGUAAAGAUGUUUUCAAUCCCUAUGGGUACGAUAAAAGUGACUACUAUGAUGAGAUAGAAGCUGAUAUGAAGCGUGAACUUGAGAGAAAGGACCAGGAGAAAAAAAGAAAUCCCAAAGUUGAUUUUGUAAGUUCAGGGGUACAACCUCCAAUUAAUCCAUCUAUAGCAAAGAUUUCAGCUGCCAUAUCAGCAGCAGCAGCUGUAGCUGGUGCAUCUGGUCCAGUAGCAGCAGAAGGUGUACAGAAAGAGGCUAGGGCAAACAAGAAAUCAAAAUGGGAUAAGGUUGAUGGUGAUACUAACCCUGCAGCUCCUAGUGGACAUGACAGUGGAUCUGCAGCACUUUUGAGUUCUGGAAAUGGAUAUGCUGCUUUUGCGCAACAAAAGAGGAAAGAAGCUGAAGAAAAGAGGACAAGCGAUUACAAGUCAGACAGAAGAUCAUAGCGCUUCAGUUUUGUUCUUUACUUCUUUUGAGCGAUAAAUGUACUAUCGGGAUGUUUGGGCUACAUGUAAUUUUGUAAUGUACAAACCAUAUAUAUGUGCUAGCACGAGUGCAUUUAUAAAAAGAACAGGAGCACUGCCUUUAUUUUAGGGACUAAUAUGAUAUGUUUGUGCGUA